CCAGCCUGGCAGGUCCUCCAAAGGACUUUGGCUUUACUGUGGACCCAGCUGUAGCGGCUGUCGGUGCCACUUAUAAGGCUCACCCUGCCCUCUGUUGAGGAUGGACAGUGCGAGUGGGCAGGAGUGGCAGAGAGAGAUCAGUUAAGAGGUCAGAGUAGUGAUCCAGGCAAGAGAUGAUGGAGGCUCAGAUCAGGGUGGGGGCAGCCAGGGUGCUGGGUGUACAGCUUGGGGCACAGACUGGACAGGUCCUCAAUUCCUUGGAGGAGUAGCAGGGCCAGAGGCUGGGUUUUAGUGGUUGAGGGAUAAGUGGGAGGUGCGAGAUGGAGAGCAGUGGGGGGCACAACUCUCUGAGAGGCUGGAAGCCAAUGGAGCACAGGCGGGGGGGUACUCGGCUGCAGCAAGAGGGACUGUUGAUUGUAAAGGUGCCGCCGAGCGUGAGGCUCCGCGCCCCCUCUGUCAUGGGCAUGUGCUGCAGCAAGGCCGGUGAGCACAGCACCAGCCCCUUCUGGGGUCAGCCUCGGUGCCGCCGCCACCUCCAAGGACAGCGUAGGCUGGGGAGGCGGGGAGGAAGCUUUCGUAGGUCAGGAGUGGGAGCUGCCGACCCACCCUCGCGGGGUGGGAGGUCGGUCCCCUGUAUGUUGUUUAAGGGUGAGUGCGGGUGCCGUCGCCCAGGUUGCUGGGGAGAGUUGAAAGCCAGCCUUAGCCAGGCCGGCCAGAGCCUCAAGGUGUGCGUGCAGUGGGGGAGGGUAACACGGAGGCUUGAGAUCUUGAGUGGAGGGCGAUGAUUCGAGUCCGCCGUGUGGAUUUACCAGCGAGGGCGACUGGCCGUACUGAGGUUCACAGGGCAGGGCCCGUGGGAGUGGAGGACCGCGAGCCGACACGCCCCCCGACCCUGCCAGCCACUGGGCUGAGGUCAGAGAGGUGGGGCGGGUGGGCUGGGCAGAGGGCUGAGGAGAUGGGGGCAGGGCUGGAAAGUUCUGCAGGAGGGGCCUGAGAAGGGAAGCACCUAAGAGGCAGCCACUCCCCUCCCUCCCUCUGACGGUUUCACUUUUGUUUUCUCGUCCCAGCCCUUUGGCUUCCGGGCAAAGGGGAAGGAGUCCGGCUGAAGACCUAGGCCGCGGUGGCCCAGGCAGCUGGGGGAGCGGGAGUGCGGGAUGUGGGCCAGCCCCACAGUGAGGGGGGUGCCAGGGAACGCUGCCCAGGGGCCUGCGAGGGGUGAGGCGGGGCUGUGGGCUGCUACCCCACCUGCUCCUCCGGCCCAGGCUGUGAUGAUGGGCGAGGAAGAGGCGGAGCUGGGGGCAGCCGUGGAGCUCAGAGGCCUGCCCCACGACGUCCCAGAUGAGCUGCUCACGCUCUACUUCGAGAACCGUCGAAGCUCUGGGGGUGGACCUGUGUCGAGUUGGCAGAGACUUGGCCGCGGGGGCAUCCUCACCUUCCAGGAGGCUGCAGAUGCAGCGAGGGUCUUGGCCCAGGAGCACACUCUGCACGGCGCUCGGCUGAGCCUGCGGCCAGCCCCACCACGCGCCCCUUCGCGCCUACUGCUCCAAGGACUGCCUGCUGGCACGGGACCCCAGCACCUGGAGCAGUACGUCCAAGCCCUGCUUUGUGCCGCAGGACAGCCAGUGCAGCCCUGCCAUGCCCUGGCCAGUCCCCGACCAGACCGGGCCCUGGUGCAGCUGCCCAAGCCCCUUUCAGAGGCAGAAGCCCGCGUCCUGGAGGAGCACGCCCAGGCCCUGGGCCUGGAGGGGGCUGAGGUCUCCCUGGCCUGGGUGCCUCAGGCCCGGGCGGUGCGUGUCGUGGGGGCCAACCCCCCUGCAGACCUGAUGCUGCUGGAGCUGUACCUGGAGAAUGAGCGCCGCAGUGGCGGGGGGCCCCUGGAGGGCAUGCGCAGCCUGCCAGGGCAUCUGGGCACCAUCGCUUCCUUCCGGCAGUGGCAGGUGGCCGAACGGGUGCUGCAGCGGGCCCACCAGCUGCAGGGUUCAGAGCUGAGCCUUGUCCCCCACUACGAUGUCCUGGAGCCCGAGGAGCUCAGCGAGCGCACCAGUGGAGGGGGCUGCUUGGCCGAGUUGGGGCCUGCGGCCCCCAAGCAUGCUGUCCUAGAGGCUGGAGGGCCAGCAAGGGCACAGAAUUGUACGGGGAAUGUGACAUUGGGCUCUGAGGAGGCACCGGGGCAGGCAGGAGCCUCGCUGAGGACAGGGCCUCUCUGGGACAGGUCCUCUCUGGGACAGGCCAGGCCAGUCAGCUCCAGUCCCAUGGGGUCUUCAGAACAGGAGGGGCUGGUGAGCCCAGGGCCUACGGGGUCUCCAGGCCCAGCGGAGAUUGCCGUGGGGUCUCUGGAGCAGGUGGUGUCAGUGAGCCUGGACCCUGUGGGGUCACCGCGGCAGGAGGGCCUGGUGGAGACAGUGUUGCCGAUGGAGCCAGGAGCAAUGCGCUUCAUUCAACUCUAUCACGAGGACCUUCUUGCUGGCCUGGGAGACGUCGCCCUCUUCCCACUCGAGGGAUCAGAUGUGACUGGAUUUCGGCUCUGCGGAGCCCUGGCCCCAUGCCAGGCAGCCGAGGAGUUUCUGCAAAGUCUGCUGGGCAGCGUUAGCUGUCACUUGCUGAGCCUGAAGCACCCAGGCAGUGCCAGGUUCCUGCUGAGCCCAGACGGGCAGCACCUUCUGCGGGGGCUGGAGGCCCAGUUCCAGUGCGUCUUCGGGACAGAACGUCUGGCUAGGGCUGCCCUAGACGCAGACCAGGGAGAGGUGGACCCCACUGAGGCUCUACAGGCCCUCCCUGGCUACUCCCACACCCUGUGGCCUCCAGACAAUACAGACGGUGACCAGGAGAAUAUGAGCCUAGAGGAGGUCCGAGAGCUGCUGGCCGCCCUGGAGGGCCUGGACGGGGAAGACUGGCUGCCAUUGGAGCUGGGGGAGGAGGAGCCUGCGAGGCAGCCAGAGGAGAGGACUCCCAGGGCUGGGGAGGGGCCCGUGGCCCCCAGCACCGGGGCGCCUGGGCGGCUGGAGGAGGAGGCCGAGCUGCAGCUGGCUCUCUGCCACUCACUGGAGCCACAAGGCCAGGUGGCCGGGCGGGAGGAGGCUGUAGCGCUGCAGUGGGCCCUGGCCCUCUCCCUGCAGGAGCCGCCCCCGCUGGAGGAAGGACAGGAGCUCCGGGGUGGGGGGCCUGGUAGCUGGGCCCAGCUGGAGGUGCAUGCGGCCUUUGAGCAGGAUAUGGAUGAGCUGGACCGGGCCCUAGAGGCGGCCUUGGAGGUGCACCUCCGGGAGGAGACGGUGGGGCCCCAGGGCUGCGUGCUGCCCGCGGAGCUGUGCGCCCGCCUGGAGCGGCGCCACGGCGUGAGCGUUGCCCUUCGUGGUGACCGCACCGUCUUCCGUGGCUUUGGGACCCAGCCCACCCGUGCGGCCCGCCACUUAGCAGCGCUGCGGGCUGGCCCCCGGGAUCAGAGCUUGGCCUUUCCCUUGGCGGCUUCGGGCCCCACUCUGCCACAGCAGAGGCCGAGGGAGCCCUUGGGCAGGCUGGAGCGUGUGGCCGAGAGCAGCAGUGAGUUCCAGACGGUAGUGCAGGCCUUCUGCGCCACACUGGACGCUGCCCACGGCAGGAUCCGUGUUGUCCAGCUCUGCACUGAGUCACUUCCUGAACUCCAUCUUCAUCAACUUCUUAUUAUCCACACCCACUGGAUGCAGUUCAGCAAUUCCAUUCUUAAUGUGGAGCGUGUGUUGCACCCGCUGCUGCAGCAGCAGUACGAACUGCACCGGGAGCGCCUGGAGCGGUGCUGUGACCGGCGGCCGGCCGAGCAGGUCCUGUACCACGGCACGUCGGUGGCCACCGUCCCGGACAUCUGCGCGCACGGCUUCAACCGCAGCUUUUGCGGCCGCAACGGAACGCUCUACGGACAGGGCGUGUACUUCGCCAAGCACGCCUCCCUGUCGGUGCUGGACCGCUACUCGCCCCCCGACUCCGAGGGCCACAAGGCCGUGUUUGUGGCGCGGGUGCUGACCGGCGACUACGGGCAGGGCCGCCGCGGGCUGCGGGCACCCCCCCCGCGGCCCCCCGGCCACGCUCUCCUGCGCUACGACAGCGCGGUGGACUGCCUCCCCCGGCCCAGCAUCUUCGUCAUCUUUCACGACACCCAGGCGCUGCCCACCCACCUCAUCACUUGCAAGCACAUGUCCGGGUCUCCCCGUGGAGACCCCCCUGGGCUCUUGAGCAACUCCUCAGCCACCUAACCCUAGAGGCCCCGCCCCCUCGGCCCAGCCGCUGGCCUCCUGCUCCCCAGGCUCCCCGCUCCGCACAGCCCCACCGCUCCCUCCCCCGCCCGAGCUGCCCCCGGGGUCGCCCCUGCCUCCUGCAGUGGUGGUGCCCAUAGGGGCGGCCGGACGGGGAGGGCUUGGGCAGGGUUCCCCGCCACCCCCACCCCCGGGCCGGCCCAACCACCAGGGGUCAGCAGAGCCCAGGAGGAGGGGGGCCGGCCCUCGCCCGAGCGCGACUGUGUUGUUUGAAUAAAUGUGUACGUGAA
Mesoplodon densirostris (Blainville's beaked whale) is the source of this 4513-nucleotide messenger RNA. It is a transcript of the gene PARP10, whose product is annotated as poly(ADP-ribose) polymerase family member 10. The record is from RefSeq and is a predicted model, not a curated record. The transcript has 11 exons. Gene Ontology annotation, biological process: negative regulation of gene expression. NCBI's taxonomy places the organism in Eukaryota, Metazoa, Chordata, Mammalia, Artiodactyla, Ziphiidae. Gene Ontology annotation, cellular component: cytoplasm; nucleus. Gene Ontology annotation, molecular function: NAD+ poly-ADP-ribosyltransferase activity; transcription corepressor activity. Bases 1155 to 4223 code for a protein of 1022 amino acids.